Aspergillus sclerotioniger CBS 115572 is the source of this 1566-nucleotide messenger RNA. RefSeq names its product C6 zinc finger domain-containing protein. The transcript is spliced from 3 exons. NCBI's taxonomy places the organism in Eukaryota, Fungi, Ascomycota, Eurotiomycetes, Eurotiales, Aspergillaceae. The record is from RefSeq and is a predicted model, not a curated record. Gene Ontology annotation, biological process: regulation of DNA-templated transcription. The coding region runs from base 52 to 1566 and encodes 504 amino acids. Gene Ontology annotation, molecular function: zinc ion binding; DNA-binding transcription factor activity, RNA polymerase II-specific.
ACGAGAUUGAUCCAUCUCGAUUGCCAUACCGACACUUCACUAGCCGCUGGUAUGGUGGGGGUAGCAGGAAAAUCCAAAGGCUGCAAUACCUGUCGGGCGCGGAAAAUUGCGGUAGGUGCUAAUUCUUCUCUUCCGUGUGGCCAGUGUACGCGGUUGAACCGAGUGUGUGGUGGCUACCAGAGGGAAAGGGUCUUUGUGUUAGUCCAGCCGGAUGCUGCACCCACCAAGAAACACAUCUUUCUGCGAUCCUCUCCCUCCGAACGGAGUUCACCUGCAGAGCUCUCCGAUAAUGGAGUCGAGGAGUGUCUGCCGUUGCCAGCGGCCUAUCCCUUAACAGAGCGAGGGCCAGCAUACGCCACGAUUCAGACUCAGAAUGAGUGCCACAAUCUGGUUUUGAGCUUUCUCUCCAACUGUCUUCCCGCGUCACAGUCAUCUUCCCUUCCGCGCUCAUGGAUGCCCUUGUUGGCGGAGCUGCCGACAAGAGGCAAGGCCCUGCAAAUCGCAGGAGCAGCCGUCGCGGCCUCAGCCAUCGGGCACCGAUUUCGAGAUCCGGCCCUAAUCCGAGAAAGUCUCAACCUCUACACCCAGGGCCUGCGACAGCUGCAGAGUGCAUUAUGGAACCGCCACCUCGUCCACGAUGAUGGUACUCUGGCAGCCUGUAUGGCCCUCAGUCUGUAUGAGGCGAUGGAAUGCCCCAGUGCAGGUUCAGAGGGUUAUUUCGGCCACUGCCAGGGCCUUCUCGCGUUGGUUCAAGCUCGCGGUAUCCAGGCGCAUUGUACAGGUGCGGGCCAUCAAUUAUUUCUUGGGGUCCGAAUGCCUGCGAUAUUGUACGCGUUAGAACACCAAGCUCCAAGUUUCAUGUUCGAUGCGGCGUGGAUGGAGCAGCCCUGGGAACUGAUCCCAAAAACCUUCAUGAGUAGAGUCGUGGAUUGUCUCGCAAAAAGCCCCAAGAUCCUGCAACGCGUGAGCGUCUUGUAUUCUCUGGGUCCGGAGGACCAGGGCGACCUAUAUCACGAGCUGAUCCACGAGUGUUGGCAAAUUGACGAGGAACUGGAUCUGGUCUGGGAUAAAAUGCAGGAUGCCACGCCAGGUCCGCUGUACUGGCCUGUGCCAUCCCAGAUGAAGUAUACCUCAACCGAUUCUGCUGGCGCAGAGACCCCAUUUUCAGUGGUGUUCUGUUUUCCGAGCCAGGAAUGCGCCACUACCCUGAUCCUCCUGUGGGCAGUGCGAGUCAUGCUUUGGUCCGGCCUCUGUCAUCUGUACGCUGGUCUGGCUAUCCUCAACAGCUCCAUGGCUUCUUCUACCGUUGCCGUUCACCCGACGCUGCCUGCUCUCGGUCAUCGUCGGGACUAUCUUUCCAUGGCUCACCAUGUCUGUCAAUCAACCGAAUACAUCCUGCAGGAUGAACAGCUCCUGGCCGGGCCGCUCGCGGUUUCCCCUGCAUUGGGAAUUGUGCUGGAUACCCUCCGGGAUCAACCUUGUUAUGCUCGCGAAGUCGCAUGGCUACGAACAAUUCUCGGCGUAGUAAGACAAAGAGGGCUGGGUGUUUUAAAGCACAGCAGAUGA